UCUAUUUGAGAGCUUUGAGGAGCUUUUUUCAGUUUUCUACUUUACUCGGCACAAACCCAGUUUUUUUCUGUCUCAAAUGAACUGGAGGUUAAAUAUUCAAGGAUUGUAACAUCAGGAUGGACUUCUCAGAUGAAUCCACUCUCGUUGCUGCCAUAUUUUUGUCCACGUCACCACCAAACUCUUCUGCAGAGAGUGUCAACCAGACAACUUCUUCCUUGUCCAGAUUCCCCUCUUUUCCUCCUCACUCACAAGUUGCAUCGGUGUUCAUUGUGCUGGUGGUCACAGUCAUUAUCCUGGGGACUGUGGUGGGAAACGUGUUGGUGGUGGUGGCCGUGUUCACCAGCCGAGCCUUGAGGGCACCUCAGAACCUCUUCCUGGUGUCUCUGGCUUCAGCCGACAUCCUGGUGGCCACGCUUGUCAUCCCCUUCUCUUUGGCCAAUGAGGUUAUGGGGUACUGGUACUUUGGCUCUACCUGGUGCUCCUUCUACCUGGCUCUGGACGUCCUCUUCUGCACGUCCUCCAUCGUCCACCUCUGUGCCAUCAGCCUCGACCGCUACUGGUCCGUCACUAAAGCCGUUAGCUACAACCGCAAACGAACUCCUAAACGAAUCAAAGUGAUGAUCAGCAUAGUGUGGCUCAUCUCCAUCGUCAUCUCAUCCCCACCGCUCCUCAUGACCCACAAAGACAACAAUUUUACAGAAGAGGAUGGGAACGAAACUACCCAGCAUGAGUGUCUGAUCAACAACCAGACCUGGUACAUCCUUUCAUCCUGCAUGGUGUCCUUUUUCGCCCCGGGAGUCAUUAUGAUUCUUGUUUACUGUAAGAUAUACCGGGUUGCCAAGCAGCGAGCCUCCACCGUAUUUGUGGCAAAGAACAUCAUGGAGCGGCAACCAUCCCAGUCUGAGACCUGCUUUGUGGGGGCUGUCACUACGGGCCAAAGGAAAGCCAAGGCCCAGUACAAACUGGACACCCCGAGGCCUGAAAACCGACACUGCUCCUCCAACCUCGACAGCAACAGCAGCAGUCAGAGGCGAGGAGAGCUGGAUGAUAUCGACCUGGAGGAUCGAAGCUGCGAAGCUGACAUCAAAACAUCUUUUUCCUCAUCCCUCCAGUUCCCCCAGAAAGGUGGAGGAAGGGUGAAAACAGAGGAGGUGAAGGACGCUGAGGGAACAGGCAACAAAUUGAAACCCCCUCUUCCUCCGCCUUCUUGUGCCUCCAUAUCGUGGGCCUCCUCCGACCAGUAUUCCCAGCACUUCCUCCUCCCGUCUCCGCUGCCUGUUCGCAGCAGGCAGAUGUCUCUGUCCAAAAACAAAGUGGCUCAGAUGAGGGAGAAGCGUUUCACCUUUGUCUUGGCUGUGGUGAUGGGGGUUUUCGUCCUCUGCUGGUUCCCUUUCUUCUUCACUUACAGCCUGCAUGCGAUCUGCAGAGAGAACUGCAUCAUCCCAGAAACGCUCUUCAACCUGUUUUUCUGGAUCGGAUACUGCAACAGCUGCUUGAACCCCAUCAUCUACACCAUUUUCAACAGAGACUUCAGGAGGGCCUUCAAGAAGAUUUUGUUUCAUUCCCAUAAAAGGACGUAGGAUGAGAACAUAU
This is a messenger RNA of Nematolebias whitei (Rio pearlfish), 1593 nucleotides long. RefSeq names its product alpha-2Db adrenergic receptor-like. The record is from RefSeq and is a predicted model, not a curated record. Gene Ontology annotation, cellular component: membrane. NCBI's taxonomy places the organism in Eukaryota, Metazoa, Chordata, Actinopteri, Cyprinodontiformes, Rivulidae. Gene Ontology annotation, biological process: adenylate cyclase-activating adrenergic receptor signaling pathway; regulation of vasoconstriction; regulation of smooth muscle contraction. Gene Ontology annotation, molecular function: alpha2-adrenergic receptor activity. The coding region runs from base 117 to 1580 and encodes 487 amino acids. The transcript has 2 exons.